UGGUGUGCAGCAUUACAGGCGUAGAAGAAGAAACAGAAGACAUCAUGGAGGAAGUGCCGCUGAGUCACACAGCUCACCCGGUUAAGUAGCAAGUUUUAGUUGAAAUAUAUAAAUUCGACUACCGUUGUUAGUUGUAUCCUACCUAUGGCGGAGUUUGGUGAGAGAAACGGCCGUGAAGCUGAAGAACACGACGGGACACAGAUCAGAGAUGUCCUGGAGCCUGUGUGCGGGACAGGUGAUCCCACGGUAACAGUCCCGCGGGGACUGCGGUGCUCUAAUCCUGAGCGCAGGAAAAAGUUAGUCCUUCAUGUAGACCUGAACAACACCAUACUGGUGUCGGACUCUGUGAUAGCUCAAGGGACGGUAGCUGCCCUGGAGCAUUUCCUCUCAACUGUCACCUGGGGAAGGAUGAGCAAAGGGAAGUGGGAAUGGCUGAGUGGCUCCCCCUCCCUGCACCCCCCCUGCGAUGGUGCUGUUAGCUACCACUCUCAUUUUGGACGGACGGCAGGUUUCUCCUCCAAUGUGGGCCGACGUUUCCGAGGGAUUCUGGAGGAGCAUCUGAAUCUGCUGCGCUGGCCCGAGGGCACCAAGGGAGACAAAGAGCUGUCUGUAAAGGGUGAGGGGGGGCACCUGUACCACUGGAUCCUGCCCUCCUUCUUCCAGCUGCUCACAGACCUGGUGCAGGAGGGACAGGAAUUCGCCAUUGUUUUCCGUUCCUUUGGAAACGACCUUCCUCGUGUGCUGAGUGCUGUGUCAAGGGCUCUGACUGAAGGCGCUCACCCCCUGUUCCCAGAUCUGCCCAAACUCAAG
Molecule: messenger RNA, 810 nt
Organism: Notothenia coriiceps (black rockcod)
Lineage: Eukaryota; Metazoa; Chordata; Actinopteri; Perciformes; Nototheniidae
Exons: 3
Source: RefSeq, a predicted model, not a curated record